This is a messenger RNA of Camelina sativa (false flax), 1005 nucleotides long. NCBI's taxonomy places the organism in Eukaryota, Viridiplantae, Streptophyta, Magnoliopsida, Brassicales, Brassicaceae. The record is from RefSeq and is a predicted model, not a curated record.
AUGGCGGUGGCUAACCACCAUGAGAGAAGCAGUGACAGUAUGAAUAGACAUUUAGAUAGUAGCGGUAAGUACGUUAGGUACACAGCUGAGCAAGUUGAGGCUCUUGAGCGUGUCUACGCCGAGUGUCCUAAGCCUAGCUCUCUCCGGCGUCAGCAAUUGAUCCGUGAAUGUUCCAUUCUUGCUAAUAUCGAGCCUAAGCAGAUAAAAGUCUGGUUUCAGAACCGCAGGUGCCGAGAUAAGCAGAGGAAAGAGGCGUCCAGGCUUCAGAGCGUAAACCGGAAGCUUUCUGCCAUGAAUAAACUUUUGAUGGAGGAGAAUGAUAGGCUUCAGAAGCAGGUUUCUCAGCUUGUUUGCGAGAAUGGAUAUAUGAAGCAGCAGCUUACAACUGUUGUGACCGAUGCAAGCUGUGAUUCAGUGGUCACAACUCCUCAGCAUUCCCUUAGAGAUGCGAAUAGUCCUGCUGGAUUGCUCUCGAUCGCAGAGGAGACUUUGGCAGAGUUCCUAUCCAAGGCUACAGGAACUGCUGUUGAUUGGGUUCAGAUGCCUGGGAUGAAGCCUGGUCCGGAUUCGGUUGGCAUCUUUGCUAUUUCGCAAAGAUGUAGUGGAGUGGCAGCUCGAGCCUGUGGUCUUGUUAGUUUAGAACCUAUGAAGAUUGCAGAGAUCCUCAAAGAUCGGCCAUCUUGGUUCCGUGACUGUAGGAGCCUUGAAGUUUUCACUAUGUUCCCGGCCGGUAAUGGCGGCACAAUCGAGCUUGUGUAUAUGCAGACAUAUGCACCAACGACUCUGGCUCCUGCCCGCGAUUUCUGGACCCUGAGAUACACAACAAGCCUCGACAAUGGCAGUUUUGUGGUUUGUGAGAGGUCACUUUCUGGCUCUGGAGCUGGGCCUAACGCUGCUUCAGCUUCUCAGUUUGUGAGAGCAGAAAUGCUUUCUAGUGGGUAUUUAAUAAGACCUUGUGAUGGUGGAGGCUUGGAGUGUUCCGGAUGUGCUUCGACCCCUUUAUGA